CUGACAGACUGGCACUCGGCUCACCGACGCGCUUCGGCUUUGCCUUCGUGGGCUCCCCGUCCCUAUGCUUAGAGGCACACUGUCUAAGAGGAUGCUGUGUAAUCCUGCAACAUUCAGGCUACAAUAAACCACACUUGACACGCACCGACGGACACCGGGCGCAUGUGACAGCGAGCGAGAGCGAGAGCGCGCGCGAGAAAGAGAGACCUUCCGCUGUGACCUUUGUGUGGCACCACACUGGAUGACUAAUCAAAGGUCAGCUUCUCUCGACAGCGGAUGGGGAGCUCCUGCCGAGUGGCGUUUUCUAAUCAAUAACAGACGUGUAUAACCACAUUUAAAAAUAAAGGAGGAGAAUGAGAAAGAGCGACCAUCAAGCUCGUCGACAACAGCGGUGACUUCAAUAACAAGGAGAGAGGCAGCUUCCCGCAGAGCAGCAGCUCGUCAGCAGAAGCAGCGGUGACAGGAGGCCUGGCCAGACGGGAGACCUUCAGCACCAUGGACAGCUCAGGUGCUUCAUCUCCAGAUAUGGAGGCCAAUUAUGGGGGAGGGCUGCUGGAUAUGGUGAAAGGAGGGGCCGGAAGACUCUUCAGCAACCUGAAGGAUAACCUGAAAGAUACCCUGAAAGACACAUCUUCUAAAGUGAUGCAGUCUGUAGCAAGUUAUACAAAAGGAGAACUGGAUAUUUCAUAUAUCACCUCUAGGAUAAUAGUGAUGUCGUAUCCAGCUGAAGGAGUAGAAAUUGGUUAUAGAAAUCAUAUAGAAGAUGUUAGAUCUUUCCUGGACUCCAGACAUAUGGACCAUUACACAGUCUUCAAUCUCUCACAGAAGCUGUACCGUAGUGCCAAGUUUCACAAUCGGGUUUCUGAGUGCAGUUGGCCCUCCAGACAAGCCCCAAGUUUGCACAAUCUUUUUGCCGUUUGUAAAAAUAUGCACAACUGGCUGCAACAGAACCCCAAGAAUGUGUGUGUCAUUCACUGCAUGGAUGGCCGGGCUCCUUCAGGUGUUUUGGUCUGUGCAAUGUUCUGCUUCUGUCAUCUGUUCAACAACCCAAUUCCUGCCAUACAGCUACUCAAUUCUAAGCGACCCGGAGCUGCUUUGUGGUCGUCCCAUACAAGAUACAUUGGCUAUGUAUGUAGCAUGGUUUCAGAAAAGCCCAUAUUGCCUCAUCGCAAAAAUCUUGUUUUAAAAUCACUCACCAUGUCACCAGUUCCUUGCUUCAAUAAACAGAGGAAUGGUUGCCGGCCCUUCUGUGAUAUCCUUAUUGGAGAAACAAAAAUAUUCUCAACAGCCCAAGAGUAUGAGAGAAUGAGGGAAAACCGAGUACAAGAAGGGAAGGUAGUGAUCCCUCUGGGAGUCAGCGUUCAUGGAGAUGUAGCGGUGUGUGUUUAUCACAUGAGGUCCACAAUAGGAGGGAGGCUGCAGGCAAAGUUGACAAAUACUCAAAUAUUCCAGACACAGUUUCACACUGGUUUCAUUGUCCCAGGGACUACCAUGUUAAAAUUUACAAAGCCAGAUUUGGAUGCUUGUGAUUCUCCAGAGAAAUACUCUCAGCUCUUCCACAUUAUUCUGGAGAUUGAAGUAGAGUCUGGCGACAAACAGAUGGAUCUUACUCCACCUUGGGAGCAGUUUCCAACAAAAGAUCUCAGUCCCAACAUCCUCUUCUCCUGUUACCAGGAGCAUCAAGAUGCCCUAGCUAUAGUAGGUCGGCAUUCUUCUGGAGAGCCAGAAUCACAACCAGACAGUGUAAGAAAUGUUGGACCUGGGCAGACAGCUUUCUUCUCUUCACUGGCAUGGCAAGACACCGGCAAGGCACACCCCAGUGCUGAAGAUCGGGCAGCACUAGUGAAUGAAGACAGUGAACCCUCUGAUGAUGAGCUGCUGUCCCUCUCCAGUCAGCAGAGCAAUGCCAGCAAUGAGAAGAUGCAACAGGGAACUCCAAAAGGUCACAAAAAAGCAGAAUCCCAAGCUCCUCCACCACUUGCUGAAGAUGUGGACCUUCUGGGGCUGGACUGUAGUCCUGAAGACAAGGCAUUUAAUGCUGGGCCCCAACAACCCUCGACUAACGCAGACCUACUUAAUGACUUGUUUGGAGCAAGUCCCUUCUCACCCCAGCCUGGACAGCCUGACAGCAGACCAUCUUCUGCUCAGACUACCCCACGAAAGACUGCUGCACCUUCAUCACCUUGUCACUCCCCAAUGCCUGAAACAGGUUUUGAUCUUUUUGGAAGAUCAUUUCUUGGCCCAGGUAAUGCAGGACACACUGAACCUUUCUUGAGUGUGACUCGCUCUGCCUCACCAACACCGCCGGCUGGAGGAAGGACGUCACCGAUUCCUCCUACAACACCAACAGUGAAUAUUCAGCAGCCAAACUUGAUGGGUGGAUGGGAAUGGAGUACACCUGCCCCAGCAGGAGGCUCUGGAAUGGGUAGCCGAUCAGCGUGCACAAGUCCAACCGGAUCUGUCAACAGCACUCCUACACAUCAAUCAAAACCACAAACCCUUGAUCCAUUUGCCGAUAUUGGUCAACUUGGAGCAAAUUUAACAGCAGGUGGUUCAGGAUUUUCUAGUAAGCCCACCACCCCUACUGGCACUGGAGGAGCCUUUCCACCUAUGGGGUCCCCACAAAAGCCUUCACCCCAACACACCGGAGGUGGCUCGUGGCAGCCGAACAGUGGAUACUCUUGGCAACAAGGGGGGUCGUCUUGGCAGGCUGGACAAAAUAAAGCACCACCACCUUCAGUGCCACAUUCUUCCCCACAGAAUAGGCCCAACUACAAUGUGAGCUUUGCCACAAGUUCAGCUCCGAAACCAUCUACAUACGGCGCCAAACCAAAAAUGGCAGAUGCCAACUUUGAUGACCUUUUAUGUGGUCAAGGGUUCUCUGCAGCCAAAGAAAGGAAAGGUCCCAGGACAAUAGCUGAGAUGAGAAAAGAAGAAAUGGCCAAGGAGAUGGACCCUGAAAAACUGAAGAUUCUAGAUUGGAUAGAAGGUAAAGAAAGAAACAUCCGAGCCCUGCUGUCAACAAUGCACACUGUUCUCUGGGAAGGGGAGACCAAAUGGAAAUCCGUAGGCAUGGCUGACCUGGUAACCCCUGAACAGGUGAAGAAGGUGUAUCGCAAAGCUGUGCUUGUCGUUCAUCCAGAUAAAGCAACAGGACAGCCAUAUGAACAAUAUGCCAAGAUGAUUUUUAUGGAACUGAAUGAUGCCUGGUCAGAAUUUGAGAACCAAGGACAAAAACCACUAUACUAAAAUUAUGGAACUGUCAUGAAGUCAAUUUCUUUGCUCUGUGUUGUGGAUUUUAGUUUGACAGCCAUUGUCACGUGCUUCUACUUUUCCAUUCCAUGCUGUAGUGCAAUAUGCAGGAUAGCUGUUUACUUGUCAUCAUGGUGUGCCCUGCUAUCUGGUCCAACAGAGAAAUGGAAGUGUUAAGGUUGUUAUGUACCGAGUGAUCGCGACUAAAGUUAAAUAAUUUAGAAACAGGAUGAUCCAGCAUUGAUAAGGCAGCUCUUCAAAACCUUCAUUGUGUUACAUCUUUUACAUUUUUCCUUAUGGAAAGUGUUUAGUUCAAUAGGAGAUGACUAUUUUGCCGUAUUCUGUGGAAAGUACGUAUAUUAGUUACAAACCUCAGGGAUAAUAAUGUUUUCGUGCUGAAUAGUGAUUGAGCCUUAAAAUGCUUUAUUCGAAUGAAGCCUUAUCCUAUUCGGAUGCAGUAAAAUCAAACAGUUAAUUAUGCAAUAUUUUAAAGCACAUUAUUUAAAAGCACCAAAUUAUUAUAUUAAAAAAAUUCAUGCAUCCAGUAAUAGAUCUGUCCACCAAAAAUGUAUCAUUAUGCUUACUGUAGCAUUUCACAUGGACCUGACCUACUGUCAUGGCACAAACUGCAAGCAUCAAGUACGUUUUACGUAUUAUUUCAAUGCUAGUUAAUUAUUAUACAGGCAACAAACUUGAUGUUCACUCUGAGUUAUCCAAUGGAUUCACGUUCAACCCACUGUUGUAAAUCAGUAUUUUAACCACGAGCAGUCACUACAACAGAUCUCUUUAAAGAGCCAAUCACAAAAUAUACCAACAAUGCACUGGCAAAGACACUUCUUGUUUUUGUGGCAGUGUUGUGUAAAAUUCCACUUAUUAUUUUACAUUCCAAUGCCCAGCACUCACUCACAUGAAACCUGUUUACUUCGGAGAGACAUUUCAUCAUACAGCUGACAAAAUGGCAGAAUGUAUGAAAAGUGUGGAAUUAUAAAAUCCUUGGUUAGAAAACUGAAAUGUAGUUCUUCAGGGCAGCAUCAUGUGCUCUUGGUUUCCAAGCAGUAGCUAAUUAUUUAAUAAUUUGGGUCGCUUCACCAAUAUGAUUAACAGCACUCUAUUAUCUGGAUGUAUUUUCUCUCUCUGUUAUCUGGACUUGUUUUCUUGUUUUCAAGUUGCCAGUGCAGUGACAGCAUUCAGAUUUACAAAUAGCAGUGUCUGUACACAUUGAUAUUUAUUAAUUGUUGGACUCAGAUGUGAACGUUAAUUAUAAAAAGAAUGUUGUAAGGAAAAUAAGCAGAAAGCUGAGUGCUUUACUUUUGGUUAUUCAUUCUUGAUACACUUCUGUUCUGUGUAAUGGUUUCAAAGUCAAGUUCAUAAUUGGGUUUUACACAGAGACGUUUCCAGGUAUGGAAGCCUCCCUCAGAUAUUUUGAUUAUUAUUACUUUAUUUUCAGAUAAUGUGUGGAGUUUUUCUUUAUGAGUUCACCAGGCAUGUCAGCCAUAGGAAGGCCUCUGUAUGAGCACUAAACAUAAAGUCCAAAGUCUUUGGUAUCCUCUUAAAUUUCCUUAAAUGAGUCUUUCAGUAAAUAGCAACACUGGACAACACAUUUUUAAAAAUGUUUUGCUUCCCGAAAAAUUCUGUUGAUUGUUAUAGUGAGCUUCAAGCUGAAUAAAGUUAUGAUUUCAGAUUGACUAUAUUAUAUAGGAAUUUGGAGAAACAUAAAAGUAAACUUUUAUUGAAUUUAGCAUGUUUAUUCGCAUAAUGAUGCUGACAUGACGCAUCAACCCAAUAAUGUUUUGCCACUGAUUUUUGUUUCCGUGCCCAUUGAUACUGCUUUUCAUUAAUUGCAAUGGUGAAGCCUUUCACCGUGUUUGUCACCGACUACACCAAGAUUAGCCGUGUUAAUGCAGAAAAUGUUUAGUGACAUGUUUUACUUCAUGGUUUUGUAUACUUGAAGCAUGUUGUCGACCAGAUGGACAUGGUUUAGUACUCUGUAGUUGCCAAGAAAAUUCUCAAUAGCAUCCUUCCAUGUCAUUUCCACUGGCACUACUAGCAGAUCUUCAAACUGCUUGUUAUUGAUGACAUGUCUCAUUUGUGAAUCCACAUAAAUGCCUUCCUUAAUCUUGGCAUCACUUAUGGGGAAUAUACAAGCUGCAGUGCCACCAUUUUUAGAGAUGAUCCAACUGUAGCUGUUGUACUGAAUAUGUAUACUUAUAAUAUGAGUAGGAAAUUACAAAAAUAGGUAUUUGCAAUAAAACAGAAUGUGACAGGAAAAUUUCAAAUUGAAUUUUGUAAUCAGCAGACUAGAACUCACGCAGCCAAAACCUUCAUUGUCCAAUGUAAUCACAGGAGGCCUGUACGGCUGCUCUGAAAUAUUUUGACAGGAAACAAAUUAAAAAAAAAAAACUGAAGUAUGCACCAAAUGUUCAGAUAUGAUGUCCUUCUGUUUUCUCUGAUCUGUGUAAGGCUGUCCCAAACCACAGAAAGCCUUGCAAUGAAAUUAGUAGGGCAACUGCACAACCUGCGAAAAGUUGUAGUCUGUGUUGUGUAUUAUAAGUAAGGAGAGUUAGGUUAAUUAUCAGUUUGAAAUGAAUUUAUAAAAUAAGCACACUACCCUAUCUUGAAAGACUUAGGUGGAAUGAAAACCAGAGAACAAUGAUUUGGAAAGUGAAACUCCUACUAGGGAUUUUCAGAGAGAAUACCAACUCCACAGCCAACCAUUACUAUCUAUCUUAUGACCGACACAAUAGAACCUGGCAAGAAAUUAACAAUAUAAAGUGUUUUCAGGGUGUCAGGGCUGCACAUCCUACAAUCCCACUCACAGUUGUUAACUGUGUGCAGUUUUUAUAUUCUUCAUGUGUCUUUGUGGGUUUUCCUCCCAAGUCCUAAUGAUCAGAGAGGCUAAACUGGUCCUGUUUGAGUAUGUGCAUGAGUUGGCCCUGUGAGGGCCUGGAACCCUGACUGGCUUGUUUCCUGCCAUGUAGAAUUUGGCCCCAGACCUCCAAUAAACGGAUUAAGCAGAUUUGAUAAUGCUGUGCUGUGUUACAUUCAGGUAGUGAUGGCUGAGACUAUGCAUUACAAUGACCAAGGCUGACUUAAGGGUACACUACGCCCGUAAUGCAGAGUUGGUUGCAAGUGCCCAAAAAUGAGGCAUCCAGAGUCCCCCUUUUAGAUCGAUGUAGUUGGAUCCAUAACUGAAACUGAUUAAAGAGGAGGUUAAGGGUUCCUCUUGGAGAUUAAUGCCCUCACGUUUGCAUAUGAAACAACAUUAUGAAAUGGUAACUGCCGUCCAUAAUUAUCAGUUAUUUUGGGAGCUGCUGUGCUGAACACCCCUGGCAUGCUCACUACACUUAAAACUAAGGCAUUAAGCAAUGCACAGUACAUGGAGGAAAGACAGAUGUCAUUCAGAUACCAAACUGGCCAAUUUGAUUUUUUUUGGAUGACAUUAAGAGAAAGUAAAAGAAUGAAUGCCCCCGAUAUCGUGCAGGUAUCAGUGUGAUGCUCAAGGUGAUGUAUGCAGCAGUACAGUAAGGCACCCUGACAUAAGGCAUUUGUGAGCUGCCUCAUUAAUAAUGGAUUUUAUCCUGUUGACUUUUUAUACAUACAAAUGCAUCUGGUUUAUUUAAUGAGCAAUUUAUAGAUUUAAUUAAAGUUGAUUUAUUUUCUAAUGUGCAGUUUAAAACAUAACUGUGUUAUGUUUUACAAAUACUGUAUACUUUUUUGUGAAAUCUGGGGAAUAUCUAUAACACUGAACACAAGCAGAAUUAAAUCCUGAGUUAACGGAAAACUCCCCCCCGACAAAUCAUAUUUUUAUAUUACUUACCCCAUGAUGUUUAUAGUGGUGGCCAUGAAAACGUUCUUACAGAACAGAGAUAACAAAGUUUCUGAUACAAUAAUGACCAACGCUGAACAACAGCAAACAAUAUCAAAAAGUCCUUGGGAUGUUGUGAGUAUAUAACUGGGUGACUUGACAUUAGGACAUUACAAAAACGUUUGACGAGAACAGGCUAUUUAAAGUUUGCCAAUAAUCCAAAAUAAUGUUAAGCUGAGUUUUUAUGGUGCCCAAAGUUCUAUUGUCAACCACAAUACUUGGUAACGCAUUCCAUGUGUCUGUAGUUAUAUGUGUGAGUAAAAACUUCCCAGCAUUUGUGUGAAAUUUACCCUCAACAAGAUAUGCGGAUUAUGCGACACAAGUAACAUGAGAUUUAUGUCAACAAUGUUUUUAUAUUGUUUGCUGUUGUCCGGUGUUGGCCACCACUGGCCCCUAUUAUAUACAAAAACAAAUUGUUAUCUAUUUGAGAUUAAAGUUUUCUUGGCCAUCAACUACAAAAUACAUGGGGUAACUUACAUAAAAAAUAUAAUGUUGGAGUGGAGUAUUCCUUUAAAUGAAGCAAUUCAACCCCCAAUAAAAGCAAUAGAUAAACUAUCCCGUGAGCACUUUUGUUAAGAGAAGGGGAGAGCAUGCAUUCAACUUUAUCAAUUUAAUCUUCUUGUGUUUGUCUGUACUGUGAAAUCAAAAUGUAGUGCUGAGAUUCACAUUCAUGAUAAAUAGAUCACUUGACAUUUCAUUUUCAGCUUGAUGACCAAGGCAGCCACUCCAAAUACUGACCAAUUAUCAGUGUCUGCCCAGCCUUCCUGUAGCAUAGACUUCUUUUAAAACUAUUAGUUAUGUUCUGACCGAGAUUCUUCAUUGGGCUGCAUUUUGGUGGACCAAUACACCCACAGAAGUCAGUUUUCCUGAAAGCAAAACACAUCUUCAGAUCCUCAUGCACUGGUUUUUGGGCUUGAGGUUGUUGCUUCUUCAGCCUUGGAUUGAAUGUCUUGCAGCCCACCAAAUGCAACAUAAUUUUGCAGCCAGAAGAUACUUUGUGAGAAGGUACAGUGAGUCGCUAAUGUUGUUCAACCAGUCUGAACUCGUCAAAUGCCACCCAGUAAGGACUGACCCUCGUAUUUUGACAGAUGAGGAUAGCUUACAAGAAGGGACAUUCUGAACUGGUUCUGUGUCACAGUGGGACAGGAGGAGAUUCUACAGACUUUUUCUAUUUUCUUCAAUGGACUGGCACCCCACCCAGCAUUCGUGAGCCCAGUGCGGCUGGGAGGCUGAGUUGGAUUAAGCAGGUUUGAGAAGGUUAGGCGAUGUUAUGAAGUUUGUUUGUGUUUUUUUUUUUCAUUUCUGAGAAAAUGAAAAGACCUGGGAUACAAAUGUAAAAAAAAAAAAUGUCAAAAUUGAUGUUUCAUUCUUGUAGAAAAGCAAGUGAGAAAGUUAAAAUGAGUAAAUGUAUAUAUGAUGGGU
This is a messenger RNA of Erpetoichthys calabaricus (reedfish), 8539 nucleotides long. RefSeq names its product DnaJ (Hsp40) homolog, subfamily C, member 6 (gene dnajc6). Gene Ontology annotation, cellular component: cytosol. The coding region runs from base 496 to 3249 and encodes 917 amino acids. Gene Ontology annotation, molecular function: phosphatidylinositol-3,4,5-trisphosphate 3-phosphatase activity; protein tyrosine phosphatase activity. The transcript is spliced from 20 exons. Lineage: Eukaryota; Metazoa; Chordata; Cladistia; Polypteriformes; Polypteridae. Gene Ontology annotation, biological process: protein dephosphorylation. The record is from RefSeq and is a predicted model, not a curated record.